GUCGGUGUGAUUAUGGGAUUUAUCUUUGGCACUGUCAACAUCUUCCGAUAUGGUGCUGGGCAGCAGGGCAUCAUGAGGACCCUUGGCCAGUACAUGGGCGCCUCUGGCGCAACCUUUGGGUUCUUCAUGGGCGUCGGCAGCGUCAUCCGAUCAGAUGCCGACCCCAAGCUACACGAGCUGUACAUGCGAGCGCAGCGACGACCGAUAGUACUGAGAGCGAAUCCUGCUUGGAAGCGAGACGAAUAA
Molecule: messenger RNA, 246 nt
Organism: Trichoderma reesei QM6a
Lineage: Eukaryota; Fungi; Ascomycota; Sordariomycetes; Hypocreales; Hypocreaceae
Exons: 3
Biological process (GO): protein import into mitochondrial matrix; protein insertion into mitochondrial inner membrane
Cellular component (GO): TIM23 mitochondrial import inner membrane translocase complex
Source: RefSeq, a predicted model, not a curated record